This is a messenger RNA of Carassius auratus (goldfish), 3244 nucleotides long. RefSeq names its product potassium voltage-gated channel subfamily G member 2-like. Gene Ontology annotation, biological process: protein homooligomerization; action potential; potassium ion transmembrane transport. The coding region runs from base 317 to 1948 and encodes 543 amino acids. Gene Ontology annotation, molecular function: voltage-gated potassium channel activity. Lineage: Eukaryota; Metazoa; Chordata; Actinopteri; Cypriniformes; Cyprinidae. The transcript has 3 exons. Gene Ontology annotation, cellular component: voltage-gated potassium channel complex; membrane. The record is from RefSeq and is a predicted model, not a curated record.
CUCGAGCGCGCGCGCGCACGCGAGCAGCAGGAACACCCAUCAACAGAUCCGGAUCUGACACGAGGACUGAGGAACUUCAGCAGUUGUGCAGCUGUGAGCUGGAGGCAGUCUGAUGCAGGAAUAAAAUCACCCAGCAAUGCAAGGGAGAAAGGGAUAAAAAAGUAACUGCGCGACUGCUUCACAGCACAACUUCCACGUCCGCGCUGAAGAUGAGGGCAGCGCAACACCAAAGGGCUUGAAACGGAGCUCAUCCAUAAUGACCACCAUGAGCCGGUAGACCGUGAAUCUGUGGAGUGCACAGCCACGCACAGUAGAGAUGUACCAAGAGGUGGCUUUCCUAGCAGGCAGCACCGAUCAUCAGUUUACCUCCUUCCACUUUAACCCUUUGGAGAACCCGCAUGAAAUCAGCAGCAAAAAGGGUGUGUUUUACAAACGUGCACAACUGCAGUUGAAGCCCGGCGUACAGGAGGACGAGGCGCACCGGAAUCGAGGAGCUGGAGCGGACGAAGGUGCUUUAGUUGCUAUCAUCAAUGUGGGCGGCAUCCGUUAUCGCAUACCGUGGUCCACUCUUGAGGAGUUCCCAUUGACGCGUUUGGGGAAGUUACGCAGCUGCAGCAAUGCAGAGGAAAUACUCGACUUGUGUGAUGACUAUGAUGCAUGCUGCAACGAGUUUUUCUUCGACCGAAGCCCCAGCGCCUUCCGCUCCAUCGUCUCGUUCCUGGCGGCAGGGAAGCUUCGUCUGCUGCGGGAGAUGUGCGCGCUCUCCUUUCAGGAGGAACUGAUGUAUUGGGGUGUGGAGGAGGCCAGUCUGGAGUGGUGCUGCUUGAGGAAGCUCCGUCUUCGGCAGGAGGAGCAGCGAGAGAGACUCCGGCUGGAGGAGGAGGAGGCUGAGCUGACCUCGCCCCAGUCCUGUGAGGAGGCGCCCGGAGUCGGGAGCCCAGAGGAGGAGCGUCUGGACGGUUGCAUGCACAGCCUCAGAGACAUGGUGGAGAACCCUCACUCCGGGAUCCCUGGGAAGAUUUUCGCCUGCCUCUCAGUGGUCUUUGUGGCCAUUACGGCAGUUACACUGUGUGUCAGCACCAUGCCUGACCUGAGGGAGGAGGAGGAGAGGGGGGAGUGCUCCCAGAGGUGCUACAACAUCUUUGUGCUGGAAACAGUGUGUGUGGGCUGGUUCUCCCUGGAGUUCCUCCUCCGUUUCAUCCAGACGCAGAGCAAGUGUGUGUUCUUGCGCACACCCCUCAACAUCAUCGACGUGGUGGCCAUCCUGCCCUAUUACAUCACAUUGAUAGUGGACUCGCUGUCUGUGAGCGACCGUCCCGCCGGCUCAGGAAACAACUACCUGGAGAAGGUGGGAUUAGUCCUGCGAGUUCUUCGAGCACUGCGCAUCUUCUACGUGAUGCGUUUAGCACGUCACUCGCUGGGGCUGCAGACGCUUGGCUUGACCGUACGCCGCUGCACUCGAGAGUUCGGACUGCUCCUGCUGUUCCUGUGCGUGGCCAUGGCACUGUUCUCUCCGCUGGUCUUCCUGGCGGAGAGCGAGAUGGGCGCCAAGCAGGAGUUCACCAGCAUCCCUGGGAGCUACUGGUGGGCCGUCAUUUCGAUGACGACGGUUGGAUACGGUGACAUGGUUCCUCGCAGCAUUCCUGGCCAGGUGGUGGCGCUCAGCAGCAUCCUGAGUGGAAUCCUGCUCAUGGCAUUCCCAGUCACAUCCAUAUUUCACACUUUUUCCCGGUCCUACCUGGAGCUUAAAGAGGAACAGUGUCGGGCCACACGGCACAAGCCCGAUUCACAAGACAGCACCAAGUCCCAAAACAGUGAGGAUUCCCAGGACACUGACAUUUCCAUACAUGGAAUAACAGAGAGCACCGCAGUCAGUGUGCAUCACCGCAGAUCUGUGGCUGUGACAGGUCAAGGAGCUCCACAGGUCAGGAGAUCACUAAAGUCAUAAUGCAAACAGCUGACUGUAAGACUGAAACCAUGUACAAAGACGUGCUACAGGUGAACGGCCAUUAAUAGUACCUGUAUUAUCAGGUGACUUAACAAUAAUAGACAGUGGGAGAGGGACAUUCAAAUGGACAGGUCGGUCUGCCCAAAAAAAGAGUUUGUUCAUCCUAAAAUGAAUGUUCUGCCAUUAACUAACCUUAUGUUGUUCCGAAUGUGAAUGUCUUUCUUUCUUCCGUCGAACACAAAUGGAAAUGUUUUGCAGAAUGCUAGUUGUUUCCAUAUAAAGAAAGUGAAUGGAGUCUGGAUCUUUAAACUCCAAAAACAGUUAUUUGCUUAUCUUCCCAUCUGUGUUAGCUCCUAAAUCUCAUUCUUGGUUGAGAAUUCAAAUGUGUCACACCAGGUUUGACAUUGUUGUUGCAUGUAUCAUAACUCAUAUUGUACUACACUUCUUCAAAUGGGAUUCGAACCAGCGUUAUCUGCCAUGGGUGGUGGGGACACUAACAAGGACGCUAAAGGCUGCAGCCUCUACCGCUGCGUGCCUCUCGAGGUUUGGAGAGUGAGAUAUACCUGCGCAGCUAUCUACCACCUGUCCAUCGUUACACCCACUGCCUAAACCUCGCUCCCAUCGGUCACGGCACCAAUGUAACUAGUUCUACUUGCACUGUUCCAAGAAGGAUUUGAACCAGUGUGAGCUGACUCAGGGAAGAAAGAGGCGGGAACCAGCAAACUUACCUUUAAUAACUAGAUAAAUAUAAACAACAAAACGAAAGUAAGCGCUCUCUUUUUGCAGUGUUGAAUAUUGUAGCCAAUCACAGACAUGAUUUCUGGUGUGUAAUGGCCAAUCAGAUACAUUUCAGUUAGUCAGAGUUCACUCACCGCUCAAAAUCCCAGAGUUUUUAUUCAGUCCCGGGUUCUGCAAACGCGUGAUUCCUCUCAUUAUUGUGAACAAAGUGUUGGCACAAUUUAAAUUAGAAAUUCGGCGAAUUGUGCUGUGUAGAGAGAUUCAUUGAUUAUAGUGGAAUGUUCUGACAUUGCGAUAAACUGAAGUGACAGCUUUUCAGUGAUUAAGGGAGCGCUCUUUGUGCGAUUUCUUUGCUAUAUAUAGUCCAUUCAGAAUUUGAAUAAAAGUUCUGUUUUUCAUGCUGCUAAGAGGACCAAAAGUGGUGCAAUGAUUGCCAUAGUGAUAAUCAUAAUAAUGGACAGGACAAAAUAUGAUAUGUCAAAAUAGUUAUAUUUUGCACCCUCAAAUACAGGUGCAUCUCAAUAAAUUAGAAUGUCGUAGAAAAGUUCAUUUAUUUCA